Drechmeria coniospora is the source of this 3276-nucleotide messenger RNA. Its product is annotated as DUF1339 domain protein. Gene Ontology annotation, molecular function: protein binding. Bases 1 to 3276 code for a protein of 1091 amino acids. The record is from RefSeq and is a predicted model, not a curated record. The transcript is spliced from 3 exons. NCBI's taxonomy places the organism in Eukaryota, Fungi, Ascomycota, Sordariomycetes, Hypocreales, Ophiocordycipitaceae. Gene Ontology annotation, cellular component: cytosol; Ric1-Rgp1 guanyl-nucleotide exchange factor complex; Golgi membrane. Gene Ontology annotation, biological process: intracellular protein transport; retrograde transport, endosome to Golgi.
AUGUAUUGGCCCAUCGGAACUCCGCGAAUCUACGCCACCAGCAGCAGUCGAGCUCCGAACCUGAACCUCUUCGUCUCCAACGAUGGCCUCUCAAGCGCUUCGGACUCGGACCCGGCGCUGCCGCUCGCAUCAGCCGCUUACGAUGAUGCUGAUCAACUACCCCUCACAACGCCGACGACCCCCAUAACACCCUCGAUCCUGCCUGUCGACCUCGACGAAUUCCUUGCCCAUCGCAUCAGAUCCGAAUCGCAGACCUCGGAACCGAGCAGGAUCCCUUUCAAGGAUCCCAUCAUCGCCUUGCGCGCUGCUCGUGCUGGCCACCUGCUGGCGUCCAUCACCGCCACAUCCAUCACCAUCUGGCAGGCAAAGCCGACCGUCAUCCUUGCCGUCGUCGUGCGGUCCGAAUCGUCCCUUCAGCUAUAUGGGCAAAACGUCGACUUGCUGCUGCGCCCGGACGCGGCCAUUGUCGUUGUUCGAACGGACCUCGGCUACCUCAUCACGUACUCGAUUGCUACCGAUGGCGAAUCCUGCGUCUACAAACCACACUUUCCCGACUACCACAAUGUGCGGCGGCGAAAGCAGAGCCUCAGCGGUGGCCAAUCCGGACUGCGGCCCGACCAGAUCCUCUGGGGCCCCGGCGAAGGGCUAGGCGUUCGAGACGUCAGCGUCCGCUUUCGCAUGGUCAUCAAGGUUGACGCGGGCAUCGAGAGCGCCUUGGCGCUGGACGACGAGCUUGUCGUCGCCACCAGAAAGCCGGCCGCUGUGCAAUGCAUCCGCUGGACACCCGACAAAACGGGACAUCAAACGAGGACGGAGAUUCUGAGCCGCAUGGGCUGGGUGGAAAGACACGUCUCCAUCGUGGAGAUGACGCAUGAUCGGCCGAUGAACCUUGCCACCUGGAUCAUGAGCGAUGGUCGAGCGUACGCCGUGCAGCGGCUGAAAUCCCGCACCGACGACGACGGCACCGACGAGGCCGAAUCGAAGCGACUCUUCAAAGGCCACUGUUUCCACGUUCCCUCCAGCGCCGGAAACCAUGCGGUCAUGGGCGUCAUCAACGCUCGGUUCUCCCUCAUCGCCGUCGGCUGCGCCGACGGCACCAUCAAGGUCUACUCGGUCCGGGACUACGCCGGAAACAUUGCCCAUUCUCACACCCAAAAGGUGCCCGCCUCGAUGUCGGCCACGGGAGCCUUCACGUCGCUGAGCUACUCCCCGGACGGCUACAGCCUCUUUGCCGGAUUCGAAAAGGGAUGGGCUACCUGGAGCAUGUUUGGCAAGCUCGGCAGCCACAGCUUCGGUGCCGACGAGAUCAUCUCGAGCGGCAACGGCGAGCAGUGGCUCCAUGGUGUCAGGGGAGCCUCGUGGAUCGGAGGAGGCUCCGAGGUUCUCCUGAUCGGACCAUCGCACGAGGCUGUGUGGAGUCUCGAGAUGGCCAAGAGCGCCGUCACCGGUUGCUACAACGAGGCAAACGUCUUCCGUACCGUCCUGCAGACGCCGACGGCUGUCAUGGUGUACAGGGGCUACGAUUUGCCGGACCUGACGAGCAUUUCCGCCGAGCCGUUCCUGUGGCACACGGCCAAGGUGCCGUCGACCUACCUGCUGAACCAGUGGCCCAUUCGCCAGGCGGUCAUCUCUCCUGACGGUCGAUACGUCGCCGUCGCCGGCAGCCGCGGGCUGGCCCACUACAGCGUCAACAGCGGCCGCUGGAAGACGUUUGCCAACGAGGCGACGGAGAACGAGUUCCAAGUCAGAGGUGGCAUGUGCUGGUACCAGCACAUUCUGGUCGCCGCCGUGGAGAGCAACAGGUCGUUCCAGAUCCGACUCUACUCACGCGACGCCCCGCUGGACCCCGACGCGAUCACGUACCGACACCAGAUCCCAGCCCCCGUGGUGCUCAUCACCACAUCCGGCGACGACUCUCUGCUCGUAUACACGCACGAGAACCUGCUGUACCACUUCAUCUUCACGCCCUGGGCCGACUCCGUACGGCUCGUCCAGGUGGGUCAGAUCGCGUUCCACGGAAUCGUGCGCUCGCCCGCCCGAGUCCGUGGCCUCAGCUGGAUCCUGCCCGAGAGCCAGCUGGUGGAGGGGGAUCCUUCGCAGGACGUGGCCGUCGCGUCCGUCUUCUUUCUCGUCGACGGAAAGCUGGUGUUGCUGAGCCCGUCGUGCAACCAGGCGGGCCAGCUGAAGUACGACAUGCGCAUCAUUGCGCAGAAUGUCGAGUAUCAUGCGUGCAUGAGAGACCAGUUGCUGCUCAACGACUACCGACGGCUGGACGACGGCGCGCGACGACGUGGACCGCCGGCGUUGCGAGACACGUUGCGGGACUCGCUAUGGGUCUUUGACGGCAUGGAAGUCAAGGCCUGGGCCAGCGUAACCGAGGUGCUCGAUGCGGCAUCCGGCGACAGCGUGAGGGAGCUGCCGAUGCCGGUUUCGGUCCCCGUGGACUUUUACCCGCUGUCCAUCCUGCUGGAGAAGGGUCUCAUACUCGGGGUGGAGUCGGAUCUGGUGCAGCGACGAGACGUUGGCUUUUCCUUUUUUCACUUUGCCAUCAGGACGCAUCUUGUGUUCCCCGACGUGCUGCACUUCUAUCUGCGUCAAAACCGCACCGAGGAAGCGGUGAGCGUGUCGGGGCAGUAUGAGGAGCUCGAAUACUUCUCCCACGGUCUCGAAAUCCUCCUGCACAAGGCCCUGGACGAGGAAGCCGAGACUUCGCCCAAGCCGGAGGAUGCCGUCCUGCCGCGCGUGCUGUCGCUCAUCUCAUCCUCCAAGGACUACCUCGACGUCGUGCUGCAGUGCACGCGCAAGACGGAUGUACGGCACUGGCAGGCGCUCUUUGCCUAUCUGCCGCCGGCGCAAGAGCUCUUUGAGGAAUCGUUGCAACGAGGUUCGCUGAAGACGGCGGGCGGCUACCUCAUCAUCCUGCACACGAUGGAGGAAUUGGAGUCGUCGAGCGACCAGUCGGUCCGAGUGUUGUCACGAGCGAUGCAGGAGGGUGACUGGGAGCUGUGCAAGGAGCUUGCGCGAUUCCUCGCCGCCUUGGACGAUACGGGCGAAAUUCUGAGAGAAGCCAUGCAACUGGUCAAUGUGGAACUGAGCCGGGAACGCGAGGGCUUGGGGAGCCGGCUGGAGACGGAAACCCCGCCGCCGACGGUUGCCAACGGCCAUGGGAGGAACGGUGCGGAGGAGCGAACGAUCGAGUCCGAUUUUCCGUCAGCGAGCGACGCAUCAAGCGCAGCAUCAAACGCCAGCCCGUCGAAUGUCGAAGCGGUUGAGUGA